Molecule: messenger RNA, 1696 nt
Organism: Conger conger (European conger)
Lineage: Eukaryota; Metazoa; Chordata; Actinopteri; Anguilliformes; Congridae
Gene: cldn8.1
Product: claudin 8.1
Exons: 1
Coding region: 45-836 (263 amino acids)
Biological process (GO): bicellular tight junction assembly; cell adhesion
Cellular component (GO): plasma membrane; bicellular tight junction
Molecular function (GO): structural molecule activity
Source: RefSeq, a predicted model, not a curated record
CAGUCCGCUGGCCUGUCGGAAAGCUUCCGGAAACAGAGGCGAGGAUGUCGAACUCGACGCUGGAGAUCGUGGCGAUGUGCGUGAGCCUGCUGGGGCUGAUCGGGGCGGCGGCCAGCACGGGGAUGCCCAUGUGGCGCGUGACGGCGUUCAUCGGCGAGAACAUCAUCGUCAUGGAGUCUCGUCUGGAGGGCCUGUGGAUGAACUGCUACAAGCAGGCCAACAUCCGCAUGCAGUGCAAGGUGUACGACUCGCUGCUGGCUCUGUCGCCGGACCUGCAGGCGGCCCGGGGGCUCAUGUGCUGCUCUCUGGCGCUGGGGGGUCUCGGCGUGCUCAUCGCCAUCGCCGGGAUGAGGUGCACCGCCUGUAUCCGCGGUAACGACCGCGCCAAGCGUGUGGUUCUGCUGCUCUCCGGCAGCAUGAUCCUGCUGGCCUGCAUUUGCGUCCUGGUCCCCGUGUCCUGGACGGGUCACGUGAUCAUCCGCGACUUCUACAACCCGCUCCUCUUGGACGCGCAGCGGCGGGAGCUGGGCGAGGCGCUCUACAUCGGCUGGGUGGCCGCCGCGCUGCUGUUCGUGGGCGGCUGCAUGUUCACCUGCUGCAACAUCCCCCGGGACAAGGGCUCCGACAGGUCCCUCUACUCCAGGAACACGCAGUACAUGGCCUACCCCCCGCAGAUGGCCUACGUUCCCCAGGGCCCCUACACCCCCCAGGUGGGACCGUACACACCCCAGGGCUCCUACACCCCCCAAACGGUCUACACGCCCCAGCGUUACCCCUCCACGCACAGCUACCCCUCCAGACACCCGUCUAUGCGCAGUGCAGUGGCCUACCUUUGACCGGGCGAAGAGGAGAUUCUGCAUUUAGACUAUCUGCGGGAUCCUAUGGGAGCUGUGGGUGCGUUCUGACUGUGUGUGUGAAUGUGAGUGUGUGCGUGUGAAUGUGAGUGUGUGCGUGCGUGUAAAUGAGUAUGUGUGUGUGUGCAUGUGAGUGUGUGUGUGUGUGCAUCACUGAGGAUCCACUGUGGGACUCGCAAUGCCCCCCAAAACUGGAAUUUGGGAUUCUGCACAUUUCAACACUGCAUUUCAACACUGCUGAGGGAGUGAUAGAUGGAUAGAUAGUUGGAUAAAUAGAUAAAGAGAGACCAUUUCACCAUUUCACCACUUCACCAUUUCAAAUGAGACUCAAGAGCCCAUUAUUAAUUUGCGGAGGCCAGUAAGCAGACUGAGUCACAUCCAUGACAAAAGACGGACGUGAGCUAUGGACUCGUGUUGUUUGAAGUACGUCUGCCAAGGUAACAGGAUGGAAUAACACGUAGAAUUGACUCCUGUAUGCAUAGAGCCACACUCGUGUUGCUGUAACUGUAAACGGCUGUGAAUGAUGAAUCUGAAGGUCUUCCGUAAUCAUGGUAACAAUUCAGAAUUUUACCUAAUGUAUAGAAUGAACUACAAGUACUUAAUGUAAAAACUCUAGUUCAAUAUUUUGUAGAUUUGAAAAUUUUGUAUCUUUUGCAUGGAAAGUUUUUUUCCACUUCAGUGCACUAAAAUGUUCUGUAUCUUUUGAAAUAAUACCUCAUCAUAACCAACACAAAACUGGUUGUGAUAAUCACAAUGUUUUUCUAAAACGUGAAAUGUGUUGAUUGUGCUUUUUCAGCUUUGCAUUUAAAAUGAUAAAAGAUUGUUUUUCUAUUUAAUUUGAA